UGCACGAAGCCUGUUCUGCAGCAGGACAAAGAAAAACCAUCCCCAUCGCAGAAACGGAAAACUUUUCAUCUUGGCUGCACGGCAGAGGAAAGUUGGCAACUUAACUGUUAAACUUGCCUAUGACUAUUCAGUGCUGACAUCAGCAUGAUCUCAUCACUGUAACUUGAGCCAUCCGGCUUUUUUCUCCAGACUGCCUUUAAAUACCGGUCCUGGGAGCCAGCACAGCACAGAUCCCUCUGACUGGACCGGAGGGCAAACCCGGCAGCACCCCACAUAGAUGAAAGCAAAGAGAAGCUACAAAACUCCAGCCAUGUCCACAUCCCUGCGAGUGAGCCCCUCGGUCCACGGCUACCGCUUUGACACAGCCCUGCGCAAGAAAGCCGUGGCCAACAUCUUUGAAAGCAUCAACGAAGAGUCCCUACAGAAACUCUUCAAAAACUCCGGGGACAAGAAGGCAGAGGAAAGAGCCAAGAUAAUCCUCGCCACCGACCAGGACUUGGAGGAGAAGACGAGAGCACUAAUGGCACUAAAGCAGAGGCGAAAAGACAAGCUGCUCCAGUUCCUGACAUUUCGGAAAUACUCCAUUAAAGUUCACUGAACUGACAAAGGGAGCAGAAAUGGAGUCGAACGUUUCGGGACGGGACUGUCUGUGACCUCCUACCACCCUCGGCUGCCCCACGAGCUGCUGGCGGGAUGGGGGACCUGACAGACCGUCCGCAGGGCUUCAGCCCCACCGUGCACGCAGUGAACCGCGGCACCGACGGCAGCACCGGCACCGACGGCAGCGUGGCAGCCAGAGGCUCCCAGAGGGAGGGCAGCUCCCGGCGGGAUGGAGCAGGCUCCUCCGGGCAGCCGUGGGACCGAGCCGUGGCAGGACCCCACGCCUGGGCAUGACUCGAGACCUUCUGACGGACUCGGUGUUUACUGACUUCACCUGUGUGCUUUGCCUUUUCAAACUUGUUUCCUUAAAGUCUGAGCCCUUGCUGAGCCUCGCCGUUGUGGUCAGGAGGGAGGUUCUAGGGGCUGAUCAGCUACUGAUCACGGAUCACGCUGCAUUUGUUAAAAUGCAUGUAAGCGCACCGUAUAGGUGCAGUAAGUUCAACCUUCAGGGAAUGCAUUUGCUCUAGAGACACAGUAUGCAACUGUACCUUUUCUUUCUCAGGCUGUAUGUGUGCAGUAUAAAUUGUUUGCACAGAAGCAAUAAUAAUGACAUAUUUCCCUGAAUUUACUGUGAAGUUCCUUAAUAUUUUGUUCACUUCCCAUUAACACUAAAAAUCUAAAUAUCAUAACUACAGUUCUUAUUUGUAUAGAUUACAAUAGCUAUUAGACGAGUACUUCAUGGUAAUAUUUUAUGACAUUCUUAUAUCAACUAUAAUUUAUUGCAUAUGGCGAUCUGAAAUUUAAUAAAUUAUGAAGUAAAUAGAA
This is a messenger RNA of Grus americana (Whooping crane), 1425 nucleotides long. RefSeq names its product transcriptional and immune response regulator (gene TCIM). Gene Ontology annotation, biological process: endothelial cell activation involved in immune response; negative regulation of Notch signaling pathway. Gene Ontology annotation, molecular function: Notch binding. The transcript has a single exon. Lineage: Eukaryota; Metazoa; Chordata; Aves; Gruiformes; Gruidae. Gene Ontology annotation, cellular component: cytosol; nucleus. The coding region runs from base 278 to 598 and encodes 106 amino acids. The record is from RefSeq and is a predicted model, not a curated record.